GCCGUUUCUCUCACAUGCGAGUGAUCACUUCCUCUUCUGCUUCAUUUUUAGCAAGCCGAAAGGUUGAGUUCCAGAAUAGAAGAUGUUUCUAAGGUGUUAACACAGUUGGGGAUCAAAUUCAAUUCAACUUCAGCACAGGUUGGAUAUUUUAGUGAGUGUUUGAAUUGUGACACUAAAGACAACAAGGAAAAGUAUGGAACCCUUUUCUUUGGACACAGAUGACAGGUCGGAUGAGGAGAGGACUAAGACCAAAGCAAAUAAAAAGGAUCGUCAAGCGUAUGGAAAGGCCAAAGCACCAAUGGAUACUGAACUUGCAGAGGAUCAUGGUGAUUUUGCUUGCCAAGUCCGAAUCAACCUGAACUUUUCUGAUGAAAUACAAGGGAUAAAAGCCGAACCAGAUCAGCACGAGAGGUUUGACAUUAAGAGGCUUUUUGAUGCCGUGUCCAAGGGUGACGUCAAUAGGCUGGUGAGCCUGGAGGAGUAUCUGAUUAAAACAAAUAAGAAGCUGACAAACAAUGAAUAUCGGCCCAAUGGGAAGACAGCCCUGAUGAAGGCUCUGCUAAACCUGAAAAAUGGAGAUAACAAAGCAGUGGAACACUUGCUGGGUAUCGCAGAGAGAAUGGGACAUCUGGAUAAGCUAGUGAACGCAGCAUAUACAGAUCCCUACUAUGAAGGACAGACAGCUCUUCAUAUAGCCAUUGAGAGGAGGAACAAGCGUUAUGUUGAGCUGCUCAUUCAGAAAGGGGCUAAUGUCCAUGCAAAGGCUUGUGGGACAUUCUUCCAACCACUUGAUGAAGCAUGUUUUUACUUUGGGGAGCUUCCUCUUUCUCUGGCAGCGUGUACUAAUCAGAAAGACAUAGUGGACCUUCUGAUGGAUAAAGCAGACGUGAGGUGUACGGACACUCUGGGCAACACGGUUCUUCAUGCGCUUAUGAUGGUGGCUGAUAACAGCCCUGAAAAUACAGACUUCGUCAUUUCCAUGUACGACUACAUUCUUACCAAAGACGCCGCUAAGAAUCCCAAAGAAAAGAAGCUGGAGGACAUUGAGAACAAUCAGGGACUUACUUCCAUCAAGCUGGCUGCGAAGCUAGGAAGGAUUGGGUUGUUUGAACACAUUCUGCAUCGCGAGUUCCAGCAAGAAGAGUGCAGACAUCUGUCCCGAAAGUUCACAGAGUGGGCGUAUGGCCCGGUGUACGCUUCACUAUAUGACCUGGACUCUGUGGACUCCUACGAGCCAAACUCUGUCCUGGAGAUAGUUGUUUAUGGCACAGAAAUACCUGUUAGAGAAAAUCGUCUCGAGAUGCUCCAAACUGAGCCACUUAAUAAACUGCUGGAAGACAAAUGGAACAGAUACGCCCACCGGAUAUUCCUCUUCAAGUUUAUUGUUUAUAUCAUAUACCUCAUCAUCUUCACAACUGUGUCUUAUUACCGUGAAGAAGGAACGGAUGAAAAACGACCCCCAUUUCCAAUUAGGAUUUAUACUCCGAAAAACGUUGAGAGAAAGAUUCCAGAUGGCUACUUACUGUUUGCCGGACAGGUCAUCAUGGCUAUCGGAUCACUCUACUUCUUCAUCAGUGUGCUGAUGAAUAUAAAGAGAAAGCGGCCAAGUCUGAAAACACUGCUGGUAGACGGGUAUUCUGAGCUGCUUUUUUUAUUGCAGGCUGUAUUCUUUAUCAUCUGUGCGGGGCUGUAUUGCGGCGGGAUGGACGAGUAUCUUGCCUUCCUGGUGCUCAGUGUGGCUCUGUGCUGGGUUAAUGUGCUCUACUUUUCUAGAGGAACCCGACACAUGGGCAUCUACAGCGUUAUGAUUCAGAAGAUGAUUCUUAGCGACAUCUUGCGCUUCCUCUUCGUAUACGUGGUCUUUCUCUUUGGAUUUUCAGCAGCUAUCGUGACUCUACUCAAAGAUGACCGUGAAGAGUUUAAUGCAACAGCCCGGAAUAACCGCACGCAGGGGCGGUCUUUUUUUAUAGACGAUCCGAACCCAGCUGAAGGCUGCAACAAACCCACCUUUAAAACCAUCGCCUUCACCACUCUGGAGCUGUUUAAGUUCACUAUAGGCAUGGGCGACCUGGAGUUCACGGAGAAGUACGAGUAUAAACACGUAUUUUAUGUGCUACUUAUAACCUACAUUGUGCUCACGUACAUUCUGCUGCUGAACAUGCUGAUUGCUCUGAUGAGCAAGACUGUGGAGAAGAUGUCCAAGGAAAGCACCGGUAUCUGGAAACUACAGCGUGCCAUCACCAUAUUGGAUCUGGAGAGAUACGCAUUCUGUCUGAAGAACAAGUUGCGCUCAGGAGUAAGGAGGAACCUGGGCAAAAGUCAGGACGACUGGCGCUGGUGUCUCAGAGUGGAAGAAGUCAACUGGAAAAAAUGGAACCGCAACCUGGGCAUCAUCAGCGAGGAUCCUGGAGAAUGCAACACAGUGAUGAAGACUGGAUCUCAAAGAGAGCCCAGCCGGCGUGGGUUCCUACGUGAAAUCAGCCGACGGAGGCCCAACACUCGUAUGGACCCGUCACGGCAGGAGACAGAACCCCUGGCAUCUAGUCCAGUGUAACAGAACUAGGAACUAUGAAAAUGUAUUUGAACACUGAUCCAAGCUACAUUUUGUCUGAUGCACAUUUCAAUUGCUUAGGCAAUCAUGGAAGCUUUGGAGGACUUUUAUUUUUUUCUGAGAGCACUUAGAGCAGGGGUGUCCAAUCUUAUCCGGAAAGGGCCGGCGUGGGUGCAGGUUUUCAUUCCAACCAAGCAGCAGCCACGCCUGAUUCCACCUGUUUAAUCAGUUGAUCUUGGCUUUCAGUAGACUCAGGUGUGGCUUCUGCUGGGAUGGAAUGAAAAUCUGCACCCACACCGGCCCUUUCCCGAUAAGACUGGACACCCUGGACUUAGAAUAUAUAUACAUACAUAUAAGUACAUAUAUAAUUGCACAUGGCACGAUCUAGUGCAAAUAACUCUUUAUUAAUACAUUUCUGACACAAGGUUUUUUUAAUAUUCAGCCACGAGUGAAAAUAGCCUAUAGAGGUCAGCAACUAGCAGCUCACAGACCAAAUCCAGUCUAUAGACUGUAAGGCCAACCAGUGAAACAGGAGAUCUUUCCCUUUCAUAAUCGACAUUCAUUUAUUUAAAUUCAAAUCAUCACAUCAAACGAAUUCCGACACUGAAUAUUUCAUUGAGUAUCGAGGUGUUUUUUUUCUUUCUUCAAAAUAUAACAAUAUAAAAAAAGAUAAUAAAAAAGAGAAAUAUUUGCACUCUAAUCCAACAGCUUUGGUUAUAAUGAGGCAGUCAAAAAUGGAGGAAGAAAUAUUAGCAUUAUAUUUAUCGAGUAUAUUAUAUAUCGAAUAUAGUAAGCUGCGAGGUAGUGCAUAGAACAAUUCUUCUUUGUGUAUGUAUACAAUUUUCAAGUUGGUUAAUUAUAUAGCUAGCUCUGUUGCUAGUAACCAAACAUAGGACAGCUAACAAGUGUACAUUAGUAAGUAAAAGUACAUAAGUAAUAAGAUGGCUGUAACUUACAUCUAUACGAACGCUAAUUCCCAAUGUAUACAACGUUUUAACAUUUUUUAUCAAGGAUUUGAUUGAAAAAUCUCAAAAUGAAAUGCAAAUGCACUGAUAGUACAUUGGUGAUUGUAGAAUUGGUAACAAGUACAUUUUAAGAGCCUCUCAGGCUUAUAUCAAAAUAACAUGGCACCUCCUGGCCAUUAAUUUGAAUGCUCAGGCUUGUUAAAGUGUGGAAAGUGUUACUGCAGCAGUUUUGCCACAUCCUUUUAAGCAACAUAGGAGCAGAAAACUUUUGAAAAUCUGAAUUAGUGUUGAACACAUGACAGAUAAGUGCUACUGCAUGAAAUAUAAGAGCCGUUCAGGUUACCGUGUGCAAAUACAGGCCAUGCAAUAUGGGUUUAUUAGUGGAAGGUAGUCAGUGUGAAUGGUUGGUCAUGUUUCAAAUUGCAUAUUCAUAGAAUAUGAAAUAACUGCUGAGAGGAAAAUUGGAGCCACUUCUUUAGUCUAAAGUUUUUGCUGACUUAAAGGUAGGUCACUUUCAUUUUAAAUGCACCUUAAAAUCAAUACAUCAGUGUUGAUAUUGUCUUCAACUGUGUUUUUGAGGAUUAGUAUGCUAUUUAAAUAGAACUUACUUGGUAAAAAAAAAAAAGAAAGAAAGAAAGAAAGAAAGAAAGAAAGAAAGAAAGAAAGAAAGAAAAGAAAAAAGAAAGAAAAGAAAAGAACAUAUGUAAUGACAACAUUUCUUUGUAAAAAGUAAAUGUUAUUCUUAGCCACAAUGUAAAUAUUAUAACCUACUCAAUGAUCCAUAUGGAAAUUACACACUGACAACAUUUUGGAUAUGAAUACUGUGUUUUUACAACAUGUCAUUUGUACAGUUGCAAUAAAGAUCAAUAUAAAGAAUGGC
Molecule: messenger RNA, 4396 nt
Organism: Ictalurus punctatus (channel catfish)
Lineage: Eukaryota; Metazoa; Chordata; Actinopteri; Siluriformes; Ictaluridae
Gene: trpv1
Product: transient receptor potential cation channel, subfamily V, member 1
Exons: 16
Coding region: 194-2554 (786 amino acids)
Biological process (GO): calcium ion import across plasma membrane
Cellular component (GO): membrane
Molecular function (GO): calcium channel activity; protein binding
Source: RefSeq, a predicted model, not a curated record